Messenger RNA from Portunus trituberculatus (swimming crab), 1037 nucleotides. RefSeq lists its product as uncharacterized. Lineage: Eukaryota; Metazoa; Arthropoda; Malacostraca; Decapoda; Portunidae. The record is from RefSeq and is a predicted model, not a curated record. The transcript has 4 exons. Bases 27 to 494 code for a protein of 155 amino acids.
UUACGGCUGGGACUUCAUUCGCCAGGAUGACUCCACAGAAUGUGAUAGCACUGCACCAUGUGAGGGAGGACGAGCUGGACGCACUGAAAGCGAGGCUGGCCCGUCACCUGCCUCACUCUGUCGCUGUUUACGCUGGCUUGAGUUUGGCGGCGCGCUAUGGCAUACAUUCUUUCCGACCUGCCUCCAUCCUGGUGCCCGUCAGCCCACGCCCUUCCUGUCUCACCAUCAUUACUCCUAUAGGAUCUAGCGACCCGCCGAGCAUCGAGGUGUUCUGGAGUCCUGAUGAGCACACUGUCAAUGAUGUAGCUCAAUACCUUUCUCUCAUCCCUGAUCUAGACUGGAGUCAGCCCAAGACCUUAGUAGCUGUUCCCCGAAUCCUACUGCCGGCACUCCAAUCGUUGGCCAACGUUGGUGGCUGGCGGGUGCAGGCUCAUGUUAAACGUGAAGGACAUGUAUACAUGCUUGAGGAGCCUGCAAUACUGGGCAAUGAGUAAGUGAACAGAGGUAUGCUCCGUCGAUGACUGUAUUUUGUUGGACAGUAUUCUGAAUCCCAACCCACUGGCGCUGUUCAUUAGGUAGUAGGAGGCAGUAGUUAUCUGUUGAAAUGAGAAUUUAGUCCCGGUGAGAUUGUUAGGGUAUGAAUUGUAAAUAAUUAUUUUCUUGUUUCUUAUCUAAUUAUAAAUGUAAGAAGUAGAAUAUAUGCUAAUAUCAAACGUAUAUAUGUCUAUGUUAUUAUACUUAGUUAUAAUAACAUAUAUGUACUCGAACAACUAGAUAUUCCCAUAACUGAGCCUGUGAGACUGGAUGUUGACCAGAGCAUGGUCCCCUGUUGAAGCUGCAUGCGGGGGAAAAAAGAACGUGAACUUAUAGGGACGUCUGGCUGACAUCAGCCCCGUUCUCACGGCCUUAUGUCAAGAAACAAGAAAAUAAUUAUGUACAAUUCGUACCCUAACAAGAUCUUGUGAACUUAACAUUAAAACUAGCUGUGACCUCGAUGAACGUUUUCCUUUGUCUCGCACAACUCAAGAGGACAGUCA